Molecule: messenger RNA, 4163 nt
Organism: Linum trigynum
Lineage: Eukaryota; Viridiplantae; Streptophyta; Magnoliopsida; Malpighiales; Linaceae
Source: the annotation of a GenBank genome assembly
UAGCAGAAAGUCGCGCGAAAAUUGGGUUUGGGGAAGUACUCAUCAGUUCUCUUCCUUUUACUCAUUUUUUGAAGCAACCCAUCAAAUCCCUAACCUUCAACGUUCCUUCUCCCCACAGUCUCCAAUUUCUCAAUGCUCCAACACUGAAAAGGUAGCUCCUUUUUCAGUUUUCAAUACUGGUCGCCCUUCGACGAGUCAUUCAACGGCUGCCGCGACGGCUCGUCAUUCCCUCCGCCGCCCUCGGAUUGCUGGCGCUCGCCGGUCGACGAUUAAGGAGAAGUAGAGACCAGGUAUGAACAGUAACCAUUUUGCUUCUCCAUUUUCUUGUUAUCUGUUCGUUUCGUUAGAUCAAUUGACUGUCAUUGUGAAACCUGAUUGUUUUAACUGUUUUCCUUUUCGAGCUGUAUAUUGGUGAUCUGGGAAUUAGUUUGUUAAGCUUGGUCUGCUGAAGAGUGAGCAAUUGGAGGCAGAAGCUUUUUGGUUUUUUAGCCUACAUUUGGUGAUUAGGUAGAUAUCUUCAGAUUUCUUGCCCUCAAAUUUGAUCUGGUUCUGUUUGAAAAUAGGAAGCUUUGUGCUUUUUGUGCAAUUUGGUGGAUUGUAUGCUAGGGGAGGCUAUGUUUCUCAUCCUUGGCAGGUUGCUUGCAGGAUAGGUCUAGUUACUGUUUCUUGCUAGUGGAGAAACUGAGAUGGAAGCAAGGUGGAAAAAGUGGUGUCCUUGGGGGAUAUUAUUACUUCAUGGCUUAGCUAUACUCAUUUUCACCAAAGGGUUCUUGCUAACUCGAACCGAGCUUCCCUACUACAGCAACUGCUCUGAUAUCUCCGUAUCUCCUUGCUUAUCUUCUCCUGAUGCCAAUGUUGAUAAUCAUAGUAGUGGUCAUUCGGAAAAUGCGAAACAGGACCAGCAUUGUUGGAGCAAACCUGCUGUGGACCGAUUGGUCAUCAUUAUUCUGGAUGCCCUCAGAUUUGAUUUUGUUGCUCCGAGUGCUUUUUUCCCAGAGAAAAAACCAUGGAUGGACAAACUACCGGUGUUACAGAAUCUGGCCUUCACACAGGGAUCAUCUGCCAAGAUAUUCAAGGCUAUUGCAGAUCCUCCAACUACUAGUCUCCAGCGCUUGAAGGGCUUGACCACUGGUGGACUGCCUACUUUUGUUGAUGUAGGAAAUAGCUUCGGUGCUCCAGCCAUUGUUGAAGACAACCUAAUACAUCAGUUGGUAUCAAAUGGAAAGCGUGUGGUGAUGAUGGGCGAUGACACAUGGGUUCAAUUGUUUCCAGACCAUUUUAACAAAUCUUAUCCUUAUCCAUCUUUUAAUGUCAAAGAUCUUGAUACGGUCGACAAUGGAUGCAACACACAUAUAUUCGAAACCUUAUAUCAAGAAGACUGGGAUGUACUUGUUGCACAUUUUCUUGGUGUGGACCAUGCUGGUCACAUAUUUGGUGUUGAUUCCGUGCAAAUGAUAGGAAAAUUGGAGCAAUAUAAUCAGAUUUUGGAGAAAGUAAUUGAAACGCUGGUCAGAAAAUCUGAACCUGGUGGCUUACAUGAAAAUACUAUUCUGCUUGUUAUGGGUGACCAUGGACAAACACUAAAUGGCGAUCAUGGAGGAGGGAGUGCUGAAGAGGUUGAGACAACAUUGUUUGCAAUGGGUUUUAAGCAGCCUCCUUCUGUGGUCCCUCAUGAAUUUGAUUCCUCAUCUUGCCUAUUAGAUUCGGAUGGGAAGAAGUGUGUAAGCUCUAUUCAGCAGCUCGACUUUGCAGCGACUGUCUCGGCAUUGCUCGGUAUUCCCUUUCCUUUUGGAAGCAUUGGGUCUGUGAACGCUGAGCUAUAUGCUUUAGCUGCUGGCACAUGGAACUGGAGGGAUCUUGACACUUCCAAUCAGAAACAUCAGUCAGAGAUGGAAAAAUGGAUGAAGAACUAUGUGAAUACACUUUGCGUGAAUUCUUGGCAGGUCAAAAGAUAUAUUGAUGUUUAUUCAGCUUCAUCAAUCAUUGGAUUCUCAUCUGAAGACUUGGCUCACAUAUCUAACAAAUAUGCGGAGUUGGAGGAGAACUGGUCCCAUUCUAUAAGAAACUUACUCACAUGCCAAACUGAGAGCUGUAGCUUAGUAAUGGCUCAGAUUACCAAGCAAGUUAAUCUUUAUCUUGAUUUCCUAUCACAUGUCUCAGAGCUAGCUCGUUCCAAGUGGACUGAAUUUAAUUUGAAGAUGAUGGGCAUUGGUCUUGGGACAAUGAUAUUGUCGCUGUUGAUAAUAAGUCUUGCUAUAUGGAGUAUGCCUACAGUCUCUGGAAUAGGCUUUGAGUCAAUAUUUGCCUUUCUUGUGGUGGUAAUACGUGCAUGCAGCUUCCUUUCAAACAGUUUUAUAUUGGAAGAAGGGAAAGUUGCUUGUUUUUUGCUGGCCACAACUGGCAUUGUCAAAUUACGUUAUUCUAUAAUGAGAAAAGGGAUGCUAGUUGAAGCGAUUUUAUUCCUUCUAUUGGUCUUAGGUCUCAGAUUUACAAUUGAAAUUGGGAUGUCAAAACAGGCUGCCACUUCAGCAUUCAUGCAUGCUUCAUCUUCUUGGAUAACUGGGAUUGCUCUUGGCGAUUCCUUGUGGGGUUAUGCUGCUGAAGUUGGGCCUCUCCUAGUAUUAGUUGUGCUGUCUUGCAUAGCUUACAAAGUGAUUACUGGGAACUUCCAAGGCAUUCAGAAGUACAUUAUCAUGUUAACAAUUCCAAGCUAUAUUCUCAUAGGGCUGCACUGGGUGCUCGAGAGCGACACACAAAAUUUGCCUCUUCUGUUCGAAGGAAUUGGGAGGAACUACAUCCCUCAAGCAAUAUAUGCCCUUGGCUGUUCCCAACUUCUGUUUCUGGCAUUUGGCAUGCUUUUCAAUGAAGACAAAGUUGCAGAUCAUAAAAAUAGCCUGAUGAUUAAGACAUUAUCCAUUUUGUCUGCAUGGAGUCCAAUGAUUAUUUUGUUGUCUGGGAAACAAGGUUCAUGGAUUGCGUUGGCAUCAAUAGUUGGAGGGUACUGUAUAACAAGGUUGCAGAAUACAGGAAAAGAUGCAAUUGGUGGGAAAGCUAGAACCUCAAGCUUCAAUCUUCUCGCUGUGACACAAUGGAACCUUUUAGCAGUAUGUCUGUUUUUCGCCUCAGGGCACUGGUGUGCUUUUGAUGGCCUUCGCUAUGGUGCUGCAUUUAUUGGAUUUGACGAGUUUGUACUUGUCCGUCAAGCAAUCCUUCUAACUUUGGAUACAUUUGGAUUUUCCCUCAUUCUUCCCGUUAUCGGGCUCCCAUUUCUUCUUCUGGGUCUCAACCAAACUAACCCUGGGAAGAAUGUUCUUUUCAAUCAGUUGUCUCAGAUGUAUAUGGCUUAUGGACUCAUCACAGCGACCACAGUGACAGCCACUAUAUUAUGCGUUACUAUCCAGAGGAGGCAUCUCAUGGUCUGGGGGCUGUUUGCUCCAAAAUUCGUUUUCGACGUGGUUGGUCUUGUCCUGACAGAAGUCAUGAUUUGCCUGGCUUCCCUUUUCUAUUUCAGAAGAUGGGUUGUCUUAUGAAGAGCUCAGAAUUCUGCUCACGGACACAAGUAGUACUCCUGAGAAUCUUCGUCCUGUUUUUCGUGUGCUUCUUUACCUAGCAAGUUCAGGAUCAGGGAAAAGUGUCAUUUUCUUUAUGUGCUUUCGCACUAAUUACGUCCCUGCAUUCAAUUCCAUACGAUGAUUCUUUGAAACCGUUCGGGUGCCUGGAAAUGGCCAUAUCCUGGAAGAGGACUGCAAAUUUAGAUUGAUUCAAAGAGCCUCCUGUAACAUUUGCCUGUCUCAGGUUCAGAAGCAGCAUCUCUUGGACAGUUUCAUCCUCCGCCCUCCUCCUCCGCUAUCUCGAGGUGCAAAAAGCUACUGCCUUUCUGAAGUUAUGGUGGUGAUCGGUUUGAUUGUUUCGUAGAUCAGGACUCCCCAAGUUCUGUUGUGCUAGUCAUUCUUACAGUAGCAAUGAUACUGGUUUUUUUUUUGCCAUUUGGAAGUCUGGAAUCUCUCUUGGUCUCCUUUUGAUUAUAGUAUAACAUGUUUAGGGUUUAUCUUUGCACAUCUUUUCCACAUAAUGCAUUUCUAUAUGGAUCCAAAGGGAACUUUAAUAUUAUAUGAAGCUAUGAUAGAUAUAACUGAACCUGAAAACAAAACAUGAACUACCCU